Schistosoma mattheei is the source of this 672-nucleotide messenger RNA. The record is from the annotation of a GenBank genome assembly. NCBI's taxonomy places the organism in Eukaryota, Metazoa, Platyhelminthes, Trematoda, Strigeidida, Schistosomatidae.
AUGAUUCAAUGUAUAUUAAUUUUAUUUCACUUAGUAACCAUAUUCUAUUAUGUAACCUGUAAUAUCCCAUAUUCUAAUCAAUUAUCUAUGAAACCAUCUAAUCGUAAUAUAAAUUCAUUAUAUAAACAAACUAAUCAAAAUAUUGAAAGUAUAUCUAUGAUUAAUCAACCAAAUAGACCAUAUAUAAAAACUUAUGAUCCAGAUCAUAAUGAUCCAAAUUAUUUACCACCACCACCACCACCACAAUCACCAACACCAACACCAACAACAACAAUAAUGCAAAAUUUAAUCAAUAAUACAGAACUAAUCAAUCAAAAUAAAGAAAAUCAAUUUAAAGAAGAAAUUUAUACAAAAACAUCUAUGAGAGAUCGUAUAGUAAAUUUAAUUAUGUCAAAAUAUCGAAGUUAUGAACGUCCACCAGAUGGUGGUAAUGCAACUAUAGUAACAGUUAAUAUGAAAGUAUUAGCUAUAUUUUCAAUUGAUGUACGUACAAUGGAUUAUUAUAUUGAUUUAUUAUUAAGACAAGUAUGGCGUGAUCGUCGUUUAUCAUGGUAUGAUAUACCAGAAUUUUCAAAAUUUAAUGAACCAUUAGUAUCACCUAAAUUAAAAGAACAAUUAUGGUUACCAGAUUUAUUUUUCGUAAUGGUAAAGAUGGUUAUUUACAUAAAUUAA